AUGGCGGGUGUCACGUCGGAACGGGACCGCGCCGAAAAAGAAAAAACUAAGACGAAUGAAUCGUCGAAACGUUCCUCUAAGAAGUCAAUUGAGAAAAAGGUUACUAAUGAAGAAAGUGGAAGCUCUGUUUUGUUGGAAAAUAAUGAGGAACGAGUUGUUACUGGAGGUAACAUUGCGACUUCAUCUGUCGUUACACCAGGAAUGACAGAGGUAAUGAAUUUAUUGAAGUCUAUUAAAGAAAAUCAAGAUAACCAAGACCGGAAGAUUGAGAAAAUGAAUAACAGAGUUAACGAUAUCUAUUAUGGUGAUAUUAAUGAGUUGGAAGAAGAAGAGUUGUUGAUGACUCCAAUAAACCAGUUGUCUGAUGUUGAGGGUGAUAGGGAUUCAGGUGAACCCCCUUGUAAAAAACGUAAGGAGGACGGUGAAACGUCAAGAUUUAAACAACUGGGCGUAAAGUAUAAAGUUAAGGAAGACUGUGAUGAAAAUGUAGACGAGGAGUUGGCCUCGAUGAUAAACGAACUGUUCAGAGAGGGGCUAAAUGAUGACUACUUUAAUGAACUGUUGAAAAGUAUUAAAAGGCCAGAAAAUUGUACAGCUUUGAUUAAAACAAGAGUAAACCAAGCUUUGUGGAGUAUUUUAAAUCCAGAAACACGAAGUUGUGAUGCCAAAUUUCAGAUAAUUCAAUCGGCAGUGAUAAAAGCCUCGGUAAACUUAACAAAAUUAGCAAAUAAACUGAAUGAAAUGGAUUCCGAGGUCAUUGAAGGAUUACAGAGCUUGGUAACUUUGUCUACAGAUGCUUUAGCCCUUCUGGGACACACGAACAAGCUGAUUAAUGUUAAGCGCAAGGAACUUCAUAGACCUGAUUUAGGUAGGGAGUACUACCAUCUUAGUUCACCAUCUCUGCCCUUCUCAGAAUUUCUAUAUGGAGAUGAUGUUGCCAAAUCUGUGAAAGAAAUUCAAGAUGUGAAUAGAAUAAGUAGUAAAGUACAUGGAAAAUUUCACAGAGGAAAUUUUCGAGCAGGGGCAUUCUUUAGGGCACGGGGACGUCCCUAUGGUCGAGGAGCAUUAGGAAGACCACGGAACCAAAGAUCUACUAGUAGUUGGGGUCGAUGGUCAAACAGCUCUACCUCUAAAGAGAGCUCAAAAAACUUGAAAGGGGAGCACAGCUCCAACAAAUAGAU
Saccostrea echinata is the source of this 1181-nucleotide messenger RNA. RefSeq lists its product as uncharacterized. The coding region runs from base 1 to 1179 and encodes 392 amino acids. The record is from RefSeq and is a predicted model, not a curated record. The transcript has a single exon. Lineage: Eukaryota; Metazoa; Mollusca; Bivalvia; Ostreida; Ostreidae.